GUGGCGGCAACCGACGUACACAAGGGGCUUGAGUGUGUUGUGGAGCGAGCGAGAGGUCAGGCCAUGAACUUGGGAGAUGGUUUAAAGCUAGAAACUGAAUUAUUAGAUGGAAAAACCAAGCUAAUACUAUCUCCAUAUGAAUGUAAAUCAAAAAUUUCUGUGAAGAUGGGAAAGAAGACCAAGACUGGAAAAUGUCCUUUUAGAACAAAGCAAGCUGGAUACAUUCUAAAAUCAACACAGAAUACUUGUAUCAAGAAUGAGAAGGAGAAGCAAAAGAAGAUUGGUUUAGAAACUUCACUGGUAAAGGGUGAAAAAAAUAGUAUGGCUUUUUCACUCACUAAGGAUUUAUGCAAGGAGUAUGCUGAUAAAGACUGUCCUCAUAUCCAGAAAGAGAUUUCUCUUGCAACCUCUAAUAUACAGAAGACUAGAAACACCAUAAAUACGUCUGUAGUAGCUAAACAGAAACUUUACAAAAAACACAUCACAGGUGAAAAUAUGAAGAGUAGUUUGGUGUGUCUAACACAAGACCAACUACAACAGAUUUUGAUGACUAUAAACCAAGGAAAUAGAUCUGUUUUGCUGACUGAGAAUGGAAAGGAGGAGGAAACAAGUCAGUACAGUCUACAUUUAAACAGUAUUCCUAAUCAGCCAAAGGAUGAGAACAUUAUGGGACUACUACAAAAAACUGAGGCUAUUUCACAUGUCCAGGAUGAAAAUAAAAAUCAGGAAACAUCUAAGCAACCUGAGCAGAAAAUUCUCAUAGAGAAUGUAUGGAAACCAGCUGACAUAUUUAGUACACUGGGGGAAAGAGAACGUGAUAGAAGUUUGCUGGAAGCAAAGAAAGCCCAGUGGAGGAAAGAGCUUGAUGAACAGGUUGCUUUAAAGAAGAAAGAAAAAGAACCUCCUGAAAAAUGGAGUAAUCCUUGGAAAAAAUCUGAAAGUGAUAAAAUAGUAUGGGAAAAACUUCAAAUUCUUGACCAGUCUAAGGGUGAGGAGCAUGACAGAUGGGCAAUACAUUUUGAUUCAUUAAAGAGUUAUCCUGGUUCUCAGUCUCAACUGUCCUCUCGGUCAUCACACAAACAACCAGAGUACUUCUGUGUCUCUCCGGACACUCAGGAGCUAGCUGAUAUCAGCAGUGUUUAUACACCUACAGCUGGAAGCCAGAUUGAACCUUCAGAAGAGGAACAUAUAGCAAAACCUGUUACAGGUGUGGUGAUGGCAAACAGUCAAAAAACAAACUUCCUUCGUUCGAUGACUGCCCUCUUGGACCCCGCUCAGAUUGAGGAACGAGAUAGGCGGCGACAAAAGCAGUUAGAACAUCAGAAAGCCAUCACUGCUCAGGUAGAAGAGAGGCGUAGGAAGAGGCAGUUGCAAGAAGAACAGAGAAAGAAGGAAGAACAGGAAGAGGAGCUUCGUUUAGCCCGGGAACGAGAAGAGAUGCAGAAGCAGUAUGAAGAAGACAUACUUAAGCAGAAACAAAAGGAAGAAAUUAUAACUCUCAAGACAAAUGAACUAUUCCAGACGAUGCAGAGAGCACAGGAGCUGGCACAGAGACUGAAACAAGAACAAAGAAUUCGAGAAUUGGCUCAAAAGGGACAUGACACUUCUAGAUUGAUUAAAAAUCUUGGUGUUAAUUCAGUACAAGUGGAAUUUAAUGAAUCUACUAACAACAUUUCAAAUUCAAGACAUAGCUUGGAUGAAGUCAGUGAUAAAAUGAAUACAUCUAUUAGUUUUAUGAACUCUUCUAAGAAGGAUACUGGUGUGCAAACAGAUGACUUAAAUAUUGAAAUAUUCACAAGUGCAGAAUCAUAUUGUGGAUCAGUAAUAGAGAGGGAAAUUAUAAAUUGUUCAUCUCCCAAGAUACCUGCAGAAUUUAAUGAACAGUUUAACACCAAGAAAAACAAACAAGAACUAAGAAGUCAGGAUAAAGGACUGAACUUAGAAAAAGAAAACAGUUGGUAUAAUGACCAUUGCAAUCAGUUCACAAGUGCAGGGAAACAAACAAAACAUAGGAAGAAAUGUCCUAAAAGGCCUGAUUGGAAUAUAAAUAAGCCACUCAAAGGGUAUAUUCCAGCAUCAGAAAAGUACCCUAAACAGCUUCAAAAGCAGAGAGAAGAAAAAAAGGUAAGGCGGCAAAUGGAACUGCUUCACUUGGUAGAAAGAAAUAAUCCUGGAAACCUCUCUCAAAAUACAGGCACUUCACCAGUUCAUUCAUCUCAUCAGGAAACUGAGUCAAAGUUCAGGUGGCAUCUAGUCAAAAAGGAAGAAGAACGCCUGAAAAUUAAUUCUUUCAGCAAAGAAAGGUCUCAAUCACCACCAGUUUCUAUGAUGAAAAACAGAACACAACAAACUCAGACGUUAACAAAUAAUUAUGAAAUAGAGAAUCUGAUCCCAGGAGGCAAUCAAACAGAAGUAUCACCUAGCAUUUCUGAACCAUCUCAUUUUAUUCCCUAUGUUCGAACCAAUGAGAUCUAUUACCUUGAUCCAGAUGCACCAUUGUCUAGGCCUCUCACCCAGAAUCCUCAGUACCCAAAUGCACAAAACUGUGACCAAGAACAAAGGCAGCUAUUUGACUCUGAUUAUGUCAGGGAUCCACUUCUUAAUCCUAACCUGGUGAAAAACAGGGAUCGACAGCAAGCAAUCCUGAAGGGACUGUCAGAACUGAGACAGGGAAGUUACUGCACCAAGAACCUACCUUCCCAUUCUUCUCAAAUAGUUUAAAAAUACACUGAAGUUUGUAUUUAAAAAGAGAGACCUAUUUAAUCAAACGCUUCAAAAACAAGAAAAAUCUACAUGGAAAUGAAGUGUGAUGGAAAAAUAGCAGUGUGCAUGGAUCACAUCUAAUGGAUAUUUCUAAACAAGGGAAGACGCUGACAUCCAGCAAAUUUCAAGUAGCCACAUAUAGCUGAAGAACUUCCACAGGGAGAAGCACUUGUGAUCCUCUGAACAAUGGCCUUGGAGAAAGCUCCAGAAUCCAUGGCCACGGGCUAUUUCCACAGUGAGACUUCUCAGAAGCAUCAUUAGGAGGACACAUCAGCUUUUCUGC
This is a messenger RNA of Artibeus jamaicensis (Jamaican fruit-eating bat), 3046 nucleotides long. RefSeq names its product coiled-coil domain containing 66 (gene CCDC66). The transcript is spliced from 17 exons. Gene Ontology annotation, molecular function: microtubule binding. NCBI's taxonomy places the organism in Eukaryota, Metazoa, Chordata, Mammalia, Chiroptera, Phyllostomidae. Bases 64 to 2721 code for a protein of 885 amino acids. The record is from RefSeq and is a predicted model, not a curated record. Gene Ontology annotation, cellular component: cilium; microtubule; photoreceptor inner segment. Gene Ontology annotation, biological process: cilium assembly.